AUGACGAUUAAGAAUUCAUCAACUAACGAUAAUAUUUAUCAUCUUGCCAAUGCUAAAAGAAAUGGAUAUUAUGUAUUGGGCAAAAAUAAUUCUCAACUUGUUCGAGAUCAAUUAGAUCUUCUUGGUUUCAAUCGAUACGAUUCUUUGCCUAUUGGUGGUGUUAAAUUCAAUUGGAUAACACGUGGUGCUGAUAUUGAUUGGACAACAUUUGAUUCAAAUUUUCAAAUUCUUAAUCAUAUUUAUAAUGAAAAACAAUUGUCGAAUAAAGGUUUACUAUUAACUAAUUUAAGAAAUUAUGAAAUAAAUAUUCUAAAAAAUAAUCGUUUUAAUGGAAUAAAUACUAAUAAAAUAAGAUUAAAAUCAUUAUCAAAUAUUGAUAAUUAUUUAUCGUUGAAAACAUUUCUACCCGAAACAUAUUUACUUGAUAAUACAAAUGAUCGAAUUACAUUUAAAAAAAAAUUCAAAGAAGGUUCAACAUGGAUUUGUAAACCUGUAGGACUUUCAUGUGGACGAGAAGUAUUUAUCUUUCGUAGUGAACAACAACUUGAAAAUAUCUUAAAUGAAUAUCAUAAAAAUACUCGAAAUAAUCAUUAUUGCACAUUAUAUUAUAAUCGUCUUGUUCAAAAAUAUAUUGAAAAUCCAUUACUUAUUAAUAAACAUAAAUUUGAUAUUCGCACAUAUUUAUUAUGUAUUUGUAUAUCAAAUGAAAUUUUAUGUUUUGCUGCACAAACGGGAUAUCUUCGUUUGUCUAUGUAUGAAUAUGAUUUAGAAAAUUUGAAUAAAUUUAUUCAUUUAACAAAUCAAAGUAUUCAAAUAAAAAAUAAAGAUUUUUCAUCAGUAAAACAUAAUACUGGUAUGACAAUGGAAGAAUUUAAUGAAUAUUUUAAUGAAUAUAUUCAACCAAAUAUGCCUUACAUUAAUAAAGAUUGGGUAUUGAAUGAAUUACCUGAAAAAAUUACAAAAAUUCUCAAUCAAGUAGUUGAUUCAGUUAGAAAUAAACUAUCGAUACGUGAAGGAUGUUUUGGUUUUUAUGGAGUAGAUAUUUUAAUUGAUGAAGAACUAAAUUGUUGGUUACUUGAAAUUAAUAGUGGACCUACAUUAGAUAUGACCAAUUCAGCACUGGAAAAAAUUAUUCCAAUGUGUCUCAAUGCAGCUAUCAUGAUUGAAUCUUUGGAUAAUUAUCGUUCAUUAGGCUCAGCAUUUCCUCUUCGCAGUUCAAACCUUUUUAAAUAUUUGUUACCAUCAGAUCAUGUUGUACUAUCACCUAUUAUGUCGAAUUUUAUUCCAAGUUUUACAUCUCCAAAUAGCUGUUGUAUUGAUUUAACACCAGGAGUACCUGUUUCAUUUCAUCGUUAUCGUCAAUUACCUUCACGUUCAUCUUCAAAACCACUUAAUCAUCUUUCUAAACCUAUUCUUGAAAAAAGAAAAUCAACACUUAUUAGAAAUCAACGUCAAUUGAUCAUUCAUAAUGUUACAACAAAAAUCGAUCGAGAACAUUGGUCACAUCAACUUACUGAAUUCAUUCACAUGAAUAAUAAACCAAUAACAUUAAACAAUAAAUUACAUGAACAAGAUUCGAUAAUUCAUUCAACUCUCAAAUGA
Messenger RNA from Rotaria sp. Silwood2, 1602 nucleotides. Lineage: Eukaryota; Metazoa; Rotifera; Eurotatoria; Philodinida; Philodinidae. The record is from the annotation of a GenBank genome assembly.